This is a messenger RNA of Fomitopsis serialis, 1547 nucleotides long. RefSeq names its product rab geranylgeranyltransferase. Gene Ontology annotation, molecular function: Rab geranylgeranyltransferase activity. Bases 286 to 1272 code for a protein of 328 amino acids. Gene Ontology annotation, biological process: protein geranylgeranylation. The transcript has 8 exons. Lineage: Eukaryota; Fungi; Basidiomycota; Agaricomycetes; Polyporales; Fomitopsidaceae. The record is from RefSeq and is a predicted model, not a curated record. Gene Ontology annotation, cellular component: Rab-protein geranylgeranyltransferase complex.
GCUCUGUCGAGGGUUGAAUUCGGAGAACGCGCUGCAUGGAUCCCUGAGUCUUUCCAGACCAGGACUCAGGAACCUCCCCAUCAGACGCGCCCGGCCCUGUUUGUGCUUGAUCUUCUCUCUUUUGACUAUCACCGUCGACUCUCUGUGCACCAGGGGAUCGGUGUCACUCACAAGAAGUCGACAAGCCACAAUCUGCCUUCGUUGCUCGCGUAAACGUACUACUUAUAAGACUGAAGUACUGAAGUACGGCGAAACGUACAGUAUUUGCGGUGGUCAGCCCGCAAGAUGUCGGACUCAUCGUCCAAGCUGCUCGUCCCUCUCCAUGUCAAGUACAUCCAGUCGUUGGGAGAGAGCAAAGAUGACCUCAUGUACCAUCUUACCGCGCACCUCCGGAUGAACGCCAUCUACUGGGGCCUCACCGCGCUCACCAUCAUGGGGCACAAGGACGCGCUCGACCGCGAGGAGAUGAUCGACUUUGUCAUGAGCUGCUGGGACGACGAGGCAGGAGCCUUCGGCGCGCACCCCGACCACGACGCGCACCUGCACGCGACGCUGAGUGCGAUCCAGAUCCUCAUCAUCCAGGACGCGCUGGACCGGGUGGACGUAGACCGUGUAGUCAAGUUCAUCCUCUCGCUCCAGCAGCCCUCCGGCGUCUUCGCAGGCGACCAGUGGGGCGAAGUCGACACCCGCUUCCUCUACUGCGCGGUCAACGCCCUCUCGCUCCUCGGCCGGCUGCACGAGCUCGACGCCGACAAGACCGUCGGGUACAUCCGGCAGUGCAGGAACUUCGACGGCGGGUUCGGCGCCGUGGCGGGCGCGGAGAGCCACGCAGCGAUGGUGACCGUGUGCACGGCGACGUUGGCGAUCCUCGACAGACUAGACGAGAUCGACCAGGCGACGCUGGGCUGGUGGCUCGCCGAGCGACAGCUGCCUAACGGCGGGCUGAACGGGCGGCCAGAGAAGCUCGAAGACGUCUGUUACAGCUACUGGGUCCUCUCCGCGAUGGCGAUCCUGAAGAAGGUCCCCUGGAUCGACGCGGAGAAGCUCAUCGCGUUCAUCCUCUCAGCGCAGGACCCCGAGCAUGGCGGGAUAGCCGACAGACCGGGCGACCAGCCCGAUGUCUUCCACACUCAUUUCGGCGUAGCAGGCUUGUCGCUGCUAGGCUACCGUGGGCUGGAAGACCUCGACCCUGUCUACUGCAUGCCUGCCAAGAUCAUCGAGCGCAUGGGGCUGAGAAAGGACUGGGAGGCGCUGCCUAGGAGGGUAGAGUGACCUCGUGUGGCGGUAGUGCGAACGGAAGUUGAGACGUAGAAUCUUCAUUGUAGGAUAGUCAUUGCUUGAGCCUCGCAGCUAAUCUGUAAUGCGCAUUAAGCAUCUACGGCUGCUACUUGUUAGCUGUGUAUGUGAGCGUUGGUGGUCGAAUCCACGGCAUUUGGCGGCAUGUUAACCAGGUAUUAGAGAGGCGAGCCUGUUUACGACGAAGCUACGCGCUGCCUUGCAGUGCAUCAAGUCCUGUACUAAUGAAUGCGAGAAAUCGGUCUCGAGAA